UGCUCCGAGGCCCAGGAAGGAAUGCAGGGGCCCGCUGAAUCAGCAACCUUGAUAACCCCACAAAUAUCAGUAGCUCGAAGGUGGUGUCAGCAGGAAUAGCCGCCAUGUUUGUCGAGUCAUGGUGUCUGUCUGAAAACACUCUCGGCAGAUGAGAGGUGGUGCUUUUGAUUAAGCGCAAGGCCUUUCUGCUAGCUCGAGCUACGUUUGGCGAUUGCUUUGUUCCCGCAACUAUUCUUAUUCAGAAGGAGCCUGGAGAUUGGAUAUUGUUAGAUUCUGCAGGUCUUUUCGUCUGAAUGGACUCUCAGCAGCAGUUCUGCGAGUUGCUUCGGUGCGCUGUGAGCCUUCACGAGAACAUCAGCGACGCGAUCGAAAGAAGCCUCCAGAGCGAUUUCAUUCUAGCGACAUCGUCAGCUCCUUUGACUGCACGAUCAUGGUCAAGCCAGCGAGACACGACGUCAAGCAUUAUACACCCGGCUCCAGGUCAACCUGCUGACGAGAACAUCAAACAAGGGAACAGACUAAAACAUGCAGGCGCUUUCAGCUCGAGCCCGCUUAUUCUUUCGCCGAAGUUCCCGCCUGAUCUAUCCACAUCCUCCUCUCGCAACUCAUCGUCCAAGCAGACUGUGUCAGAGGCGCCUUCCCCUCCUCUGUCUGAGCGCGGUCAGACUGACGCUCCUGGCCAUCAGCAGCAGUACAAGGGGCAGCAGCAGCAGCAGGAGCAGCACCAUCACCAUGAGCAGCAGCAGGAACAGGGCAAGCACCAUGGCCGGCUUUCUUUGCCUGCCAUGGGCGCGAGAACAGCCUCGAGGCUGGGUGAGGGUACUGCGGAGGCUCGAAUAUUGAUUGCUUUGCGGGACUCACUGGAGAUGGUCGAGAGUGCUCUGGAACGGUUGAUGCACUGUGAGCAGAUUCUGCACCAGCAGCAGCAAGAUCGGGGGAGGGGGCAGCGCGGACGAGCAGCUGCGCAUGAGCGCGGAAGAGUGGUGGCGGAGCUACAAAUGGCGCUGCGCGUGGUGUGGUCGCAGGGGGAGAGCCACCGGGGCAGAGAGGAAGGGGUGGUGCGGGAGGUGCUUGACUUCGUCGCCAGUGUGGCUCAGAUCCUGCCAUGUUUAGACAACAGCGGAAAGCCUUCGGCUAUGCAUGACGUCAGGGAGACUUCGAGACGUCUGGUUGCCACAGCAACUGCUGACACACCUAGCGACGGCCGCUGUGGCAGCAGCAGCAAGAGCAACAGGAGGGGCAGCAGCAGUGGGGUUACCACAACAGCAGCAACUAGGAGGUUACAGUCUGAGCGAUCGUUUCCCGCCCGCUCUCCAUCCUCCUCUCAUAAGAGCGACCCAGGCGUUCCCCCGCCCUCCUUAGUAUCUUUCCUGGCACAGCAACAGCAGCCGCAGCAGAAGCAGCAACAGCAGCAGCAGCAACUGGCGCAGCAUCCUCAGCAGCAGCAGCCCUAUUAUCAGCAGCACCAACAGCAGCAGCAGCAGCAUCAGCAGCACCAACAGCUAUCUCAGCAACGGUCCCCAGAGCAGCAGAAGCAGCAGCUCUCAGGCAGCAGGCAGAGCAGCCAUAGGAGUAGCGGUAAUAGUGGCAGUGGCAGUGGCAGUGGCAGUGUCAGUGGCGGUGGCAGUGACAGUGGCAGUGGCAGCAGUAGCAGGAGGGGCGGAGGCAGUAAUCAUGUCGGCAGCAAGAAUGCAGCAGCUCUUCCUGACUGCAUAACGCCCCCCACCAGUCAAGGCAGGCAGCGCAAGUCAAUGGCCUCUGCUGACGCCACGCCACUCUGUUCCACGUCACCCACCUCCACGUCAGCAUUGUCAGCGUCCCCGCCCUCACCCUCACCUGAAUGUUUCCCCUCGCCUCCCCCUCUGCUGCCAAUUGGUUGGGAGCAACGGAAGGAGGAGGGGGAGGAGGACGAUGGGAAAGCAGCCUCAGUUGCAGCCGUAGCUAUUCCUGCUGAUGGCUCUGAAUCUGAUGGCUCUGAAUCUGAUGGCUCUGCACCCGUGCAGGUCUCACCUGUUGCUGCUACGACCUCCACUGCUGCUGCCGCUGCCGCUGCUGUUGCUGCCGCUGCUGUUGCUGCCGCUGCUUCCGCUGCUGCUUCCGCUGCUGCUCCAGCUCUUGACUCUCCCGACACCUUCUCAUCCACUCUUCCUGCUCCUCCCGCCCCUCCUCCUGCCCCUCUGGCCCUGGAACCUUUCUCCGCUCCUUCUGCCUCGCGUCUAGUCCCCCUACCCCUCCUGCCGCUCCAGCGCCUAGCCCACCCCUUCCUGAGCAGCAGCUUUCGUCUCGUCGACGCUCUUGCGGGCGGCAUGGCUCGGCAGGUUUCGUCUGGUGUCUCCGGCUUGCUCCGGAACGUGUGCGGCAACCCGAACCUGUUUUCCAAGCCUCUGGGCCAGCUCGGGUCGCUGGGCGGCACGGUGCUUGGCUUGGGCGGCGCAGUGGGGGUUACUGUAGGCCUGGCGCUUAUGGCAGCUAAUGCUGCAAACGGGGGGGUUUCUAACGGGGUGUAUCAGCGAGCAGGGAUGGGAGGGCGGCCAUUGAGGGUGGAGGAGGGGAAGAUAGAAUGGGCUCAGCAGGUUGAUGCUGAGGAGCACAAGUACUGGGUUGAUGAGUACAGUGCAAGGGAGUAUGGUGUUAGUGGGUAUGGCAGUAACGAGUAUGGUCCUAGUGAUGGGGCCCAUGGGCAGUGGGAGGAAGGAAAGGGAGAGGGAGGGGUGGGUAGCCCAUUGGAGGAGGAUGGUGAAAUGAGGGAUGAUGGUGAAAUGAGAGAUUAUGGGGAUGAUGGUGAUGAUGAUGAUGAUGGUGAUGGUGAUGAUGGUGGAGACUUGGAGUAUGCAGAGAUAGUGGGGGGACUGGUCGCUCCAGUGCUGGGUGUCGAAUCAGUCGGUGCAGUGAAGGUGGGGGCACACGAAGGGGACACCAAGGAGACGAUGGGGAGACAUGGUGGCGAAAGGCAUGGGAAGGUGCAUAGAAGGGAGCACUGGGGAAGGAGUUCUGUACCUUAUUUGCCAGAGGAGGCCGGACGUUCUUUCAGAGGCUCUUCCAAAGCUUCGUCUGCCACAGGAUCUUUUCCUUCGGGAGAUUCUUCUUCCAGGGGUGGUUCUUCUUCCAGUGGUGGUUCUUCCAGCGAUUCAAGCUCUGUCCGUGUUGUCCGUGUGCACGAGAUGGCAGGGGACUCUCCCCUGCACGUUGUGGGUGAAUGGGGGGGUGCUAGAGAGGAGGACGAGGGGACACUGCAUGUGCUGCGGCAGUGGGAAGGGGAGGAGGACUGGGGCCCCGACUGGAGCUGGACUGCCGAGGAAGAUGAGGAGGCUCUUAUUAGAGGGGGGGUGGAGGAGUGGGAAGGGGUGAGGGAGGGGGAGGGGGAGGUGGCAGCUGGGUGGGUGGAAGAAGAGGACGAUAUAAGGGGUGAGGGACUGCGUGGCGAUGAUUCUAUGGUAUGGCAGGGUGAGGAGAUUUCAAUGGGGAGCAGGAGUGACGUGAUCAGUCUGAGUGUAGACGAGGAGGAAGGGCAUAACAAAGGAACAAGUUCUGGUGUUGAAGACUGUAGAGAUGCUUUACACUAUCACGGAGGCAGUAUAAAUGUAGGAAAUGCUGGGAGCAGGAGGCGAGUUGAAGGGAUGGACGAAGACUGGCCUUUGUCAGCAGGUGGAUGAUAUGUAGAAUUUAUUUUGACUAAUUGGACGUUGAUUGAACAUUGCAUUCGGUUCGGUUGUGUUGUCUCGUCAGCUGUACAUGCCUGUUGCGUAGAUGU
Messenger RNA from Closterium sp. NIES-67, 3751 nucleotides. Lineage: Eukaryota; Viridiplantae; Streptophyta; Zygnematophyceae; Desmidiales; Closteriaceae. The record is from the annotation of a GenBank genome assembly.